GAAAAUUCGAAAACCUCCCAUUCCCCAAAUCUUCAUUGAGAACGCGUUCCACAGGUGUAGCAUGAGCACUCCCAUGGAGGUCACGCUUCAAACCCCUCGAUACGCCGAUAUCUCCGACCAACAAAACGGAGUCGUCGAGGCCUCGGCUCUUCUUCCUCCUCCUCCUCCUCCUGUACUCUCCGAAUACAAGGUCCUCGUCUCGGUUGAAGUGUGCUUGAAACCCUCGAGCACAGCUCGGAUCGACGAUGUCCGUACGUCCAUUGAGAGAAUGCUUGAAAAUAGGAGUUUAAGCUAUGUUGACGGGCCCAUUUCGGUGCCGCUUGAUGAUCCGUUUCUCACAGAAAAUGUGGAAAGAAUCUUUAUUGGUGAUACGGAUGAAUGGGUGUGGAACCAUGAAGUUCUUUUGUUUUGGCAAGUGAAGCCUGUUGUGCAUGUCUUUCAGCUUAGUGAAGAGGGACCGUGUGAAGACUUAAGCGGAGAUGGCCAACUUUCUACCUUCAAUGAAUGGAUUCUUCCUGCGAAGGAAUUUGAUGGCAUGUGGGAAAGCUUAAUAUUUGAAUCUGGUCUCAAGCAAAGGUUGUUACGGUAUGCUGCAAGUGCAUUGCUCUUUUCUGAAAAGGGUGUUGAUCCUUUCCUUGUGUCAUGGAACCGCAUUGUUCUUUUACAUGGACCUCCAGGAACAGGAAAGACAUCUUUAUGUAAAGCAUUAGCCCAAAAGUUAUCUAUACGAUUGAACUCCAGAUACCCGCAGUGCCAAUUGGUUGAAGUUAACGCACAUUCUUUGUUUAGCAAAUGGUUCUCUGAAAGCGGCAAGCUGGUUGCAAAACUUUUCCAAAAAAUUCAAGAAAUGGUGGAGGAAGAAAACAAUCUGGUAUUUGUUUUGAUUGAUGAAGUUGAAAGUCUCGCUGCUGCUAGAAAAGCAGCUUUGUCUGGUUCUGAACCUUCAGAUUCUAUUAGGGUUGUGAAUGCUUUACUAACUCAGAUGGAUAAAUUGAAAUCAUCGCCAAAUGUGAUAAUUCUGACUACUUCCAAUAUAACUGCUGCAAUAGAUAUCGCUUUUGUUGAUCGAGCUGAUAUCAAAGCAUAUGUCGGUCCUCCUACACUUCAAGCUCGUUAUGAAAUUUUAAGGUCCUGCUUGCAGGAACUUAUGCGAAAGGCAAUACUAUCAAAUUUUCAGGAUUGUGAUCACCUCAUACUUCCCAAUUAUACCAGUAUGAAAGAGAAGUUGAAUAUGCCUGGGACGCAGGAGGUUCAGACACCAUUUCACCUGUGUAAGCAAUUGCUUGAAGUUGCAGAAGCUUGUGAGGGAUUGAGUGGACGAGCUUUGAGAAAGCUUCCAUUUUUGGCGCAUGCAGCUAUCUCCGAUCCUUAUGAUUGUGACCCUAGCAGGUUCUUGUGUACAAUGAUAGAUACAGCAAAAAGGGAGAUCUCCGAGCUACAUGACUGAGUUAAUGAGUUUUAACUCCAUGUAAAAGAUAAUGUAUUUAAUGCCAAGCAUGAAAGAAUGGUUGUAUCCACUGCAUUGAGUUGCCAUUUUUGGUCUCCAUUUGUGCUGCUGCUGAUGAUCUUCACAAUGUGAGAUAUGUUUACUCAUAUCAAGAUAAAUGAUUUCGAUCCAUCAAGAAUCUGAAGUCAUCGUUCUAUGGAUGUUUAGACCCCACCAGACGAGUCCUUGCAGGCGAAGUUGUUACAUAAGCAGGAUACUUUUCUUCCUACCCAUCUAUCCUGAACCCAGUCCUAAUGAAAGUAUGAUACCUAAGCCAAAUGAACAGCUAAGUGGCUUAUGCCUUCCCUCUGUUUUCUGUUUUCUCAUGUAGAAAGGCCUGACAUCUUAGUCAUGAACUUGCAUGUGAAAUGAGAAUUAAGUACCCUAAACAACUGAGUCCUCUCUUGGAAAAGAGAUUUUUGAAUCUGAAUUGGAAAGCUUGCAAUUAUUUGAA
This is a messenger RNA of Alnus glutinosa, 1940 nucleotides long. Its product is annotated as pachytene checkpoint protein 2 homolog. Gene Ontology annotation, cellular component: chromosome; nucleus. The transcript is spliced from 14 exons. Gene Ontology annotation, molecular function: ATP hydrolysis activity; ATP binding. The record is from RefSeq and is a predicted model, not a curated record. NCBI's taxonomy places the organism in Eukaryota, Viridiplantae, Streptophyta, Magnoliopsida, Fagales, Betulaceae. Bases 62 to 1447 code for a protein of 461 amino acids. Gene Ontology annotation, biological process: reciprocal meiotic recombination; meiotic recombination checkpoint signaling.